Messenger RNA from Knipowitschia caucasica, 6756 nucleotides. The record is from the annotation of a GenBank genome assembly. NCBI's taxonomy places the organism in Eukaryota, Metazoa, Chordata, Actinopteri, Gobiiformes, Gobiidae.
AUGGAGAAGCUGUUCCCUGUCAUUGGGGGAAACACUGACGGAGUGUUUGAUGUGGACAAAGCCGUGGGGACCAUCGUCAUCGCUCGACCCCUGGACGCAGAGCAGAGAUCCUUCUACAACCUCACGGUCACGGCCAGCGACGGGACCAACACGGCAGCUACACAGGUGCACAUCACAGUUCUGGACAACAACGACAACACCCCGGUCUUCUCCCAGCCCACAUAUGACAUCACCAUCUCGGAGGACACGCCCGCGGACUCGGAGGUGGUGCAGGUUCUGGCCUCGGACCGGGACGAGCACCACACCCUCACGUACUCUCUGCAGAGCGCCAUCGACCCCAGCAGCCUGCGCCUCUUCAGGAUCCACCCGACCCAGGGGACCAUCUACACCACGCACAGGCUGGACCACGAGGCCUGCGCUCAGCACAUCCUCACGGUCAUGGUAAAAGAUCAGGAGUUCCCGUACAGGAAGAACCUGGCCCGCGUACUGGUGGAAGUGGAGGACAUAAAUGACCACGUGCCGAUCUUCACCACGGCUCUGUACGAGGGCUCCGUGUACGAGUCUGCUGCUGUGGGCUCCGCCGUGGUGCAAGUCACUGCUCUAGACAAGGACAAGGGCCAGAACGCAGAGCUGCACUACUCCAUUGAAGCAGGUAACACUGGGAAUGCCUUCCACAUCGAGCCCGUGUUGGGAAUCAUCUCUGUCGCCCGAGAUUUGGAUUUAUCGAGCAUCGGCCAUUACGUCCUUACGGUCAGAGUCACGGACAAUGGCUCUCCUCCUCUCUCCACCACCACUGUAGUCCGGAUCGCUGUCACUUUAUCCGACAACGCCGGUCCCAAAUUCCCACAACCAGAAUACCAAGCUGAGAUUACGGAGAACGCUGUUAUCGGGACAUCUGUAAUUACUAUCAGUGCUGUUAGCCAGUCGACGCUCACUUACAACAUCAAACUUGGCAAUGCAAAUCAUGUUUUUCAAAUCAACCAGUACAGCGGAGUUAUUACUACCCUAAAGCCGCUAGACUACGAGACCAAACCCUCCUACACGCUCAUCGUCCAAGCUGCGAACAUGGCGGCCGAGAUCCGAGAAAACUUGCAUGUGGGGACAAGAGUUGUACAAGUCAAGGCGACUGAUGCAGACCCAGGGGAAUAUGGCCAAGUUUCUUAUUCCUUUGUGAAUGAAGUUGGAAAAGACCAGUUCAGUAUCGACCCCAAUGGACAAAUCCUCACUUUGGAGAAACUUGACCGUGAAGAUCCAACCAAUAAGAACAUUAUUUUGACCGUUGCUGCCCAAGACACCGGUGGACGGGCUGCUUACUGCACCGUCCAAGCAAAACUAGACUCUGUAGCCUCAGUUGAUGUUGAAAUCAAAGUUUUAGAUUUGAACGAUAACAAGCCGGCUUUCGAUGCCAACAACUAUGAAGCUACCGUGAUGGAAGGCAUGUCAAUUGGGACAAAAAUCAUCCAAGUUCACGCCAUAGAUCUGGAUUCUGGCGCCAAUGGACAAGUUACAUACAGUCUUGGAAACAUGAUCCAAUCAGAAAUGGACUCUUUGCUUGAAACCUUCAGCAUCGAUGCCAACACUGGAUGGAUUUCUACGCGUAAAGAUCUUGACCACGAAGCCAAUCCGUCAUAUACGUUCACAGUAGUGGCGGCGGAUUUGGGAGAAGUGGUUUCUUUAUCCAGUACGACAACCGUGACUGUAGCAGUGUCUGACAUUAAUGAUAACCCGCCAAGAUUUUUGGAGCAACACUACUUUGGAACAGUCCAAGAGAGCGACCCUCCAGGGCAAGUGGUGGCUGUACUCAACACCAGAGAUGGCGACAGUUCUGCUGUGAACCGCCAAGUCAGCUACCAUAUCAUUGGUGGGAACUACCGCGGCGUGUUCGCCCUGGGUCUGGUCCAAGGCGAGUGGAAGAUGUACGUGAAGGGCCCUCUGGAUCGAGAAGACAGAAACCUGUACGUCAUCAAUGUCACAGCGAGCGACGGCUUCUUCGUCUCCCAGGCAACGGUGGAGGUGUCUGUGACGGACACCAACGACAACAUCCCCAUCUGCGACCAGUCGGUGUACACUGUUUCUGUGUCGGAGGACGUCCCGGUGAACAGCGUGGUUGCGAGAGUGGUGGCCGCCGACGCAGACGUGGGGAUCAGCGCCUGGAUCCAGUACAGUCUCCAUGGACCUGGAUCGCAGGACUUCAGCAUCGACCCUGAUUCUGGUGAUAUCAAACUAAUGGUGAACCUGGAUCGGGAGGUGACACCUGCCUACCGACUGGUUGCCAAGGCGAUGGACGGUGGCGGCCAUUUUUGUAGUUCUGACGUUCUUCUGAGCGUGAGUGACGUGAACGACAACCCUCCUCUGUUCACGCUGCCUCACUACACCGCCAGUGUGUACGAAGAUACCGCCCCCAGAGCCCUGCUGACGCGCAUCCAGGCCAUAGACCCUGACCAGGCUGGUCCGAGCCGCACUGUAGUCUACUCGUUGAUCGACAGCGACGGUUCCUUCUCCAUCGAAAAGUCUUCUGGGAUCGUGGUUUUGGAGCGAGUUUUGGAUCGCGAGGUGCAGUCUUCGUACCAGAUCACGGUGCGGGCUUCCGACCAGGGCACUCCUCGAGCUCUCUUCUCUCUUGUCAACGUCACCAUCACCGUCUUGGACAUCAAUGACAACCCCCCGGUGUUCGAGAGGCGGGACCAGCUGGCCACCGUCCAGGAGGAUGUGGAGGUGGGCACCGAGGUACUGAGGGUCUACGCGGCCAGUAAAGACAUCGGCACCAACGCGGAGAUCACCUACAGCAUCCGAUCUGGCAACGAGCAUGGAAAGUUCCACGUCCACCCGCUCACAGGAGCGAUCCUUGUAGCUCAGUCCCUGGACUACGAGACCUGCCGAGACUACUUCCUGACGGUGGAGGCCCGGGACGGAGGGACCCCGCCCCUGAGCGCUGUUACCACGGUGAACAUCAACCUGACCGACGUCAACGACAACGCUCCCAUCUUCAGCCGUGAUGUGUACUCUGCCGUGGUGUCAGAGGACGCCGCCAUCGGAGACGCUGUGGUUCAGCUGGUGGCCGAGGACGUGGACAGCCAGACGAAUGGGGCGGUGUUGUAUUCCAUUGUGAGCGGAGACAGAGAAAACCAGUUCUUCAUAGAUCUGCUCAGUGGAGUCAUCAAAGUCAACAAGCAGCUGGACCGAGAGACGGUGCCCAGUUACACUCUGGCAGUGCGAGCUCUGGACAGCGGAGCCCCUCCCCUGUCGUCCACGGUAACAGUGACCAUCGACAUCUCGGACAUCAACGACAACGCUCCCGCUUUCUCUCCGGCCAACGUGACCGCAGUCAUCCAGGAGAACAAGCCCAUCGGCACCUCCAUCAUCCAGCUGUCUGUGGUGGACCUGGACUCCUCCCACAACGGCCCGCCCUUCGACUUCCACAUCCUGUCCGGGAAUGAAGGCGGCGAGUUCGUCCUGGAGCGAGACGGGACGCUGACAGCCAAUCAGGUGUUCCGAAGAGACCUGGCCACGGAUUACCUGCUGCAGAUCAAGGUGUCUGACUCAGGGAAGCCUGGCCUGUCAUCCACGUCUCCUCUGCGAGUUCGUGUGAUCGAGGAGAGCCUGCACCGACCCGUGGCGCUGCCUCUGGAGGUCCACAUCGUCACCAUGGAGGACGAGUUUCCCGGAGGCGUCAUCGGGCAGCUCCACGCCACAGACGCCGACCCGUACGACGCGCUCACGUUUGGCCACGCACCACCGGCUCAGCGCAGCCUGUUCAAGAUCAGCCCUCGUGACGGAAAGAUCAUCGCUCUGGGCGGGCUGGACGCGGGCCGCUACGCGCUCAACGCCAGUGUGAGCGACGGGCGCUUCGCCGUGCCCGUGCCUGUGAGCGUGCACGUGGAGCAGGCCACACCCGACAUGCUGCGCGAGGCCGUCACCGUGAGGUUCGAGAGCGUGCAGCCGCGAGACUUUGUGGCCUCGUAUCUGAAGAGUGUCUUAAAGCUCCUGCAGAAAGCGGCGGCGUCUCAGCUGCGGGACAUUGUGCACGUGCUCAGUCUGCAGCCUGUGGGCGGGACCCCUCAGCUGGACAUGUUGCUGGCCGUGGAGACCGGGGCGGGGGGCUUCUAUAAGGCCGCCUUCCUCACGCAGAAGCUGAGCGCCUCCCGCAGACGGCUGGAGGAGGUGCUCCGUGUGUCGGCCAUCUUGGAUAAGAACUGCUCUGGUCUGGACUGUCGCGGGGCGCAGUGUGAGCAGAGCAUCACGCUGGACUCUCACAACCUGGCAACGUACAGCACCCCACGGGUCAGCUUUGUGUCGCCCAGGUUCCACCGGACGUCCCGCUGCACAUGCACUGAUGCAAGCUGUGCUGUUUUAUCGGAGCAGUGCGAGGAGCAGAACUGUCCAGCCGACAUGCAGUGCAUCUCUAUAGAGGCCACCAGAGGGCGCUACGCUUGCCAAUGUCCACCAGGGAAACUGGGAGAGUGUUCAGGUCAAUCAUCUUUGAGUUUCUCGGGCAACAGUUACAUCAAAUACAAAGUGACGGACCGGAUGCAGACGGAGCUGAAGCUGAGUCUGAGGAUCAGGACUCUGCAGAACAAAGGCAUCAUCAUGUACACGCACACCGAGCCCUGCACCGUGCUCAAGCUGGAUGAGGGGAAGCUGUGGUUCCAGUUGGCCUGUGCCUCCGGAUCAGGGGACCCACCGGACUUGUUGGGGAUCUCCGGACGUCCCAUUAAUGACGGCAGCUGGCACACGGUGGCGUUAGAGCUCAGUCGAAACGUCAGCAGCCUGGCCAUAGAUGACAGUUACGUGGAGCAGCGACGUGGGCCUCUCUACGCCCCCCUCGGACCGGACAAGACCAUCUACUUUGGGGCGCUGGUGCAGCACCCGUCGUCCCGGGGCCUGGUGGUCUCCCAGAAGGACCCCCGGGUGCUGGAGGGGUUUCAGGGCUGCCUGGACUCUGUGAUGCUCAACAACAACGAGCUCCCGCUGCAGAACAAGCGCUCACGAUACGCCGAGGUGGUGGGUCUGACCGAACUCAAGCUGGGCUGCGUCCUGUACCCGGACCCCUGUGGGAACCAACCCUGUCGCAACGGAGGGAGCUGCACCACGCUGCCUUCUGGAGGUUUCUCUUGUACCUGCAGCCCUCAGUACACCGGGGGGCGCUGUGAGCUUGAGAUCACGGCCUGUGUUCCAAACCCCUGUCAGAACGGAGGCGUGUGUAAAACCAUCGGCAACGCUUUCCUCUGCAGCUGCCGGAGAGGCUUCAAGGGCCUCACGUGUCAGGAGGACGUGAACGAGUGCGACCGCAGUAACCCCGAGGGCGAGUGUGAGAACGGCGGCGUCUGCGUCAACACUCACGGUUCCUUCUACUGCAACUGCUCGUCGGGGUUCGUGGGCCAGCGCUGCUCCCUGCGGCCCGUGGUGGUGCCCGACAUGCAGGCCGGCCACGCCAUGGUCGGCAAGGAGGAGCUGAUCGGCAUUGCGGUGGUCCUCUUCGUCAUCGUCACCCUCAUCAUCCUCUUCAUCGCAUUCCGGAAGAAGGUUUUCCAGAAGAACUACUCUAGGAACAACCUGUCGCUGGUGCAGGAUCCGGCGACGGCUGCGCUCUUGAAUAAGGCCAACGGAGUCCAGUUUAAGACCCUACACUGUGGCGUGGGAGACCCCCUGAACCUGUACGCUGAGCCCACUGUGAUCGGGGUGGGGGGGAUCAUCGGACCUCCACAAGUCCCCGUCCGCCCCAUGGCCUACACGCCCUGCUCCAGGUUCAAAGUACAGGAUGAUCCCCGGUCGACGCUGGAGAAGCUGGUGGACGGGCGCGCGGUGGAGCAGACGGAGAUGAGCACGUUUCACCCGGAGUCACCGCGGUUCCUCACCGGGACGACCCGCAGGGGGGUGGUAGUCUGCAGCGUGGCCCCAAACCUGCCUCCCGUCUCCCCCUGCCGCUCCGACUGCGACUCCCUGCGCAAGAGCCCCUGGGACAGCGACGAGGGUAAAAUGGUGGACCUGGGUGAAGAGGUCACGUGUUUCUCUGGCAGCAACAAAGGCAGUAACUCUGAGGUCCAUUCUCUCAGCUCCUUCCAGUCGGACUCCUGCGAUGACAAUGCCUCCAUAGUGACCGUCAUACGAUUGGUCAAUGACGCAGUGGACACAAUCGAGAGUGAAGUGUCCGUCAUGGACCAUGGUCAAAGCUACAACAGAGCGUAUCAUUGGGACACCUCAGACUGGAUGCCCAACGCUCGGCUCUCGGACAUCGAAGAGGCUCCAGUGUACGAAGCCAUCCCGGCCCACAACGCGUCCAGCUCCUCUCGCGGGAACCCUAGCCCCGCCCCCGGACUGACCACCACCACCUCCUCCUCCUCCCAGCUGACGGGGAGCGCUCGCGAGCUGGAGUCGGACUACUACCUGGGCGGGUACGACAUCGACAGCGACUACCCGCCUCCGCAAGAAGAGGACUUGCUGUUCAGCCGGGACCAGCUUCCGGUCCCGCUGCCCAAUCAGGUCGCAGAGGACUAUCCCGAAAGCUACACGCACAUUUCAAACAGCCAACAAGCCAGUUCCAAGGAGAAUACCCUCGGGUUUCAUCCCAGCCAGUACCUCCCGCCUCACCAGUUGCCGCUUGGGGACGGGACUCCAAGCCAAAGUGAAGAUCGCUCCAUCGCCGCCUCGUCCACGUCUGAUGUCUCCGUUUCGGGCGCCACGGACUCGACCACCUCGGACAGCGUGGAGCGAGGGGUGACGAUUACCACCGAGUCGCAGCAGCAAACGGAAGUGUGA